AAAGGAUAUCUUCAUUCACAAGAGAAUCUCAUUCCCUCUGAACACGGUGUUUUCAUUCAAGGGGGUACCCCUAAUUUUUUUUCAUUCCAUUCAAGCGCUAUUACACAUCUUCCCAUUUUUCCCCUGGAAUAUAUCAUGAACGCAGAAAAACCAGCUAGAUAUCAAUCGAUUUCCCUCCAAAUCUGAAACAAAUUAGCAACCAAAAUCGCAUAAAAUCAGCCACGUAUGGCAGCAUAUCGUCUCUAUAUAGGGCUUCAUUCGACCAUUCUUAUUAUUGGUAAUCCCCUUUUUAAGAUUUCUUUCAAGUUGAUCUGAAGUUAUACUCAUCAAGAAACGUCAUUUGUGAAGACCUCGCUACAGGAUGUUAUGCCCAGAGAGAAAACAAUAUAUGCAAAGAUUAGUGUAUGAAAGUGAUGAGACUUGUACACAACAAUUAAGAAUGAAUAGGAUAACGUUUGUUAAGCUUUGUCGUAUGGUUGAGAUUGAUGGCAAGUUAAAGGCCUCUAGGUAUCUCCAAGUUGAUGAACAAGUGGCAAUAUUUUUGUAUGUUUUGGCCCACCAUGUGAAAAAUCGUGUGGCGAAGUUCCAGUUUCGUAGAUCAGGAGAGACAAUUAGUAAACAUUUCAAUAAUGUACUCAAUGUUGUUAUUCGGUUGGAAAAAGAAUUGUUUAAGAAACCCGAGCCUAUAUCAGAAACUUCAACUGAUGAAAGAUGGAAAUGGUUCAAGGGAUGUUUAGGAGCAAUAGAUGGGACACACAUAAGUGUACAUGUAUCAGAGGCAGACAAACCUAGACAUAGAAAUCGAAAAGGGGAAAUUACAAUGAAUGUACUUGCUGCUUGCACUCCUGAUAUGCAAUUCAUUUAUGUAUUACCAGGCUGGGAAGGAUCUGCUGCAGAUGGUAGAAUACUACGUAGUGCAAUGCUUCAAGAAAAUGGGUUACAAGUUAGUAAAGGCAACUAUUAUCUUGUUGAUGUUGGGUACACAAAUGGAGAACGAUUCCUCGCACGAUUUAGAGGUCAAAGAUAUCAUUUGAAUACUUGGUUGAAUGGUCAUCGUCCAAAAAAGGCAGAGGAAUAUUUUAACAUGAAGCACUCGGCUGCAAGGAAUGUCAUAGAACGUUGCUUUGGGGUAUUAAAAAAAAUGGGCUAUACUUAGAAGUCCAUCAUUUUAUCCCAUUCGAACACAAAAUAAAAUUAUCCUUGCUUGUUGCCUUCUACAUAACUUUAUAUGAAAGAAAUUACCAUAUGAUCCACUUGACGAUGAUGACAUUAUUGACACAAACAACGAUGAGGAGGAUACAGAUCUUGGAUCACAAGUCGAGCACAUAACAACAAUUGGAAAAUCAAAUGAAUGGACGACUUUUAGAGAAAACUUGGCUAACUCAAUGUUUAAUUCUUGGAGAUCUAAGCAUAACUGAUUUCUUAUUGUUGCAUUAAUUACAUUGUGAUACAUUUUUAAUGAAUUUUAGUAAUAUUAUGUUUUUAGUUAUGUUGUGUUUGAUAGCGACUUGUUAUAUAUUUAGUUAAUGUUUCUAUAGU
This is a messenger RNA of Lactuca sativa (garden lettuce), 1539 nucleotides long. Its product is annotated as protein ALP1-like. NCBI's taxonomy places the organism in Eukaryota, Viridiplantae, Streptophyta, Magnoliopsida, Asterales, Asteraceae. The record is from RefSeq and is a predicted model, not a curated record.